Corticium candelabrum is the source of this 1284-nucleotide messenger RNA. RefSeq lists its product as uncharacterized. The transcript has a single exon. The record is from RefSeq and is a predicted model, not a curated record. Lineage: Eukaryota; Metazoa; Porifera; Homoscleromorpha; Homosclerophorida; Plakinidae. The coding region runs from base 1 to 1092 and encodes 363 amino acids.
AUGGGACAGAUUCCUUUGACGCACGUGAUGUAUAGAGGUUCACGUGACGUCAUGAAGUACACCUUUCUCUUCGUUUGCUGUGCGUGCUUGGUCUUUUGCGAAUCUUAUGCAGACAACAAGAAUCAUAAGUUGGUCGUCAUAACACAACAAGAAAAUUCAUAUUAUCCUCCGCCGGUCAAUGGCUAUCCAUCUGCGGUGUUUGAGAUCAACCCUAGCAACGGCAGUAUCAGACUAGCUUGGAAUGGCACGUUAGACUAUGGUGCUAAUAUCUGUGCAUUCGCUACUCCUGCUACAGACAAUCACCUUCUCUAUGUUCUCAAAGACUCUGGCACGCUUCUGACUAUUGACAUGAAGACAGGGCAAACACUGCGCACACAAGCAGUAUCAAGCGCAGACCCACCAAGAUGGUUUAAUUCUCUAGACUAUGAUUCUGCAAGCAAGUCGUUGUAUGCCAUCUGCAAUGCUUCUUACGGAUGGCCGAUGGGUCGACAGUGGUGUCGCAUUAGCUUGAAUGCCAGUAAGACGAAAGCACCGCUGCAAUACAUUCAUACAUUGCCAGGAUGGGGAUAUUCUAUAAACGAAGCAGAUGAUUGUGUAUUCAAUGCAGCAUUUUCUGCAGGCCUCUUCUGGUACAUGACACAGGAUCAUAUCGUUAGAGGUCUCAACAUUGAUAAUGCCACUCUUGAUCGCAUUGGAUUUGCAAAUCCUCAAUCGCUCAAUUUUGAUAUUGCACACAACAAACUGUUUGAUUUGAAGAAGUUGGAUGAUGUAUUCCAGCCACUUAUUGUCUCACAAGUCAAACUUGUUACACCAAACACAACGACUCCUCCAGAUCCUCCUGAAGAAACAGUCACCGAACUGCCAAAAAACUUAACUCUUGUUAGCAUUGGGAUGUCGGCCAUUGACAAUGAGGGCAGUACAAUUUUUGCACUUAUGACUGAUAAGCCAAACCAAUGGAAUCGCCCUAUAAUACCCGACUCAUUGGUAUCUGUUGAUAUGUCAACUAAGAAGACUACUGUAUACAAACUAGACUUUUCUCCAUACCGCUUUCUGGACAGCCAGUGGCGUUUCUCAAGACUCUUUUUUACAUAACUUUUGAAACUGUCAGACUCAGCCUAAGAAGGCUGUCACUGCGUGUAAACGUACUUGUUAGUUCUGAUCAGUCUGCCUUGCCGUUCUUGUGCCACUUUGUGUGGCUGUAUGCAUACUUACUCCAGACCUAUAGGUUGUAAUCGAUACCUGUGUUAGAUUAAAAGAUUUAGUUUAUAUAUCUUCUAUGCAAAU